UUAUUAUUACUAAGAAUGAGUAACAACGUAUUCAUUGCACCAAGUGUUGGAUACAGGAUUGAGGGUUCAGCUGAUCAGGAACCAAAGACAUUCGAUUGCUCUUCAAUACCAAAUGUAUUCGAGGGCGUCUUUGAUCUCUCUGAUAAUGAUUCGAGAUACUUCCGCGAAACAUUCCUAGAUAAAGAUCAUAGCAACUUCAUUGCAAAGGGUCUCCCAGAGAACCCUGUCUGUAUCUCAAUCAUAUUGGACACAGAUGGAAAGAACUAUAGUGGUCUCAUUAGAACCGCAACUGGUAACGAACGUGUCAAUGUUGCAGCAAGCAGUGUUAAGACAACUUGGUGGAGAAAUCUGUUCAAGUCAGGUCCAUCGCCAUUCGACAUUCUAAAGGCAAUGGCACCACAGUAUCAGAAGGGAAUGAAGCUCAUCACCGACACUUCAUUGCCACAGGCACUCUUGAACCUUGAGGAAAAGCAGGCAAUCAAAGGAUUCAAGUUUGGUAUACUAUAUUCAAUGGAUGGACAGAACAAGGAGGACGAGAUGUUUGCCAAUGUUCAAUGCAGCCCAGAGUUUGAUGAGUUUAUUGAUUUCCUUGGCGAUAGAGUACAGCUCAAUGGAUGGGGCAACUUCAGAGCAGGAUUAGAUGUUAGAUCUGGAACAACAGGAACACAUUCAAUCUAUCAAAGAUGGAAUAAUAAUGAGAUAAUGUUCCAUGUGUCAACAUUGCUGCCAUUCAAUGUGAAGGACAAGCAACAGUUGGAGAGAAAGCGACAUAUUGGUAACGACAUUGUGGUGAUUGUAUUCCAGGAUGGCGAUACUGUCUACAGACCCACAACAAUCAGUUCGCGUCAGGUACUUGUCGUGUUGGUGGUCAAGGCCGUCAAGAUUGACAAUGAGCGCUUCUACCGUCUGGCCAUCGUGUCGAGGGAUGCCGUGCCAGAGUUUGGACCGGCCAUGCCCGCCAAUGGUCUAUUCAAGAAGGAUCAAGCUUUCAAGGACUUUUUAUACGCCAAGUUGUUGAAUGCUGAGAGAGCUGCUUACUCUGCGCCAAUCCUUGAGAUGAAGCUGUCUCGUACAAGGAGAGCACUUCUUAAGGAUGUAUCAGAGUCAUUCUGU
Acytostelium subglobosum LB1 is the source of this 1113-nucleotide messenger RNA. RefSeq lists its product as hypothetical. NCBI's taxonomy places the organism in Eukaryota, Evosea, Eumycetozoa, Acytosteliales, Acytosteliaceae. Gene Ontology annotation, biological process: regulation of small GTPase mediated signal transduction. The transcript has 6 exons. Gene Ontology annotation, molecular function: GTPase activator activity. The record is from RefSeq and is a predicted model, not a curated record. The annotation marks the transcript as partial.